AUGGCUUGGAGUUUCCACUUUGUUCCCUUGCUCCUCCUCCUCCUGCUCUCCAACACUUCCGCAGUGGCCACCUCCGGGCACAGCGCCGGCAACGCCACCGCAAGGCUGAGGCCAGGGAGGGAGCCGCUCAAGCACCGGAGGAUCAGGGCUCUCCUCGGCAGGCUCAACAAGCCCACCCUCAAGACCAUCAAGAGCCCGGAUGGUGAUUUAAUCGACUGCGUUCCCUCCCACCUACAGCCCGCGUUUGACCACCCAAUGCUCAAGGGACAGAAGCCUCUGGACCCGCCGGAGAGGCCCAAGAACUACAACUCCACCAUUGCCGGAGCGGUGGUGGUGCAGGCGUGGCAUGCCACCGGCGAGGCCUGCCCGGAAGGGACGGUGGCGCUGCGGCGGACGACGGAGAAGGAUCUGCUCAGGGCUAGCUCCCUCAGGAGGUACGGCAGGAAGCCGCCACGCCGGACCACCCGCCGUGAUUCCACCAGCAGUGGCCAUGAGCACGCGGUUGGGUACGUGAAUUCAGAGAAAUACUAUGGGGCCAGAGCGAGUGUUAACGUGUGGUCACCCAGGAUAGAUGACCCAUCUGAGUUCAGCCUGUCGCAGAUCUGGGUCAUCUCCGGCUCCUUCGGCCACGAUCUCAACACCAUUGAGGCUGGAUGGCAGGUCAGCCCGGAGCUGUAUGGAGAUAGCAAUGCUAGGUUCUUCACUUACUGGACAACUGAUGCGUACCAAGAGACGGGGUGCUACAACCACAACUGCCGUGGAUUUGUCCAGACGACCAACAAGAUAGCCAUCGGCGCGGCUAUCACGCCACAAUCGGUGUACAACGGGAGGCAGUUUGAUAUUAAUCUGAUGAUAUGGAAGGAUCCCAAGCACGGGCACUGGUGGCUGGAGCUGGGCCCGGGCAUGGUGGUCGGCUACUGGCCGUCCGGACUGUUCACCCACCUGGCGCACCACGCGAGGAUGGUGCAGUUCGGCGGCGAGGUCGUCAACACCCGGCCGCCGGGGUCCCACACGGCGACGCAGAUGGGCAGCGGCCACUUCCCCGGCGAGGGGUUCGACCGCGCCGCCUACUUCCGGAACCUGCAGGUGGUGGACUGGGACAACAGCAUCAUCCGGGCGUCCGGCCUCAAGCUCCUCGCCGACCACCCCGGGUGCUACGACAUCCAGGGAGGCUCCAACGGCCGCUGGGGGACCUACUUCUACUAUGGGGGGCCAGGGAGGAACGUGAAAUGCCCCUGA
Messenger RNA from Triticum turgidum subsp. durum (durum wheat), 1239 nucleotides. The record is from the annotation of a GenBank genome assembly. Lineage: Eukaryota; Viridiplantae; Streptophyta; Magnoliopsida; Poales; Poaceae.